This is a messenger RNA of Ictalurus punctatus (channel catfish), 3965 nucleotides long. It is a transcript of the gene syncrip, whose product is annotated as synaptotagmin binding, cytoplasmic RNA interacting protein. Gene Ontology annotation, biological process: CRD-mediated mRNA stabilization. The record is from RefSeq and is a predicted model, not a curated record. Gene Ontology annotation, molecular function: mRNA 5'-UTR binding. Bases 185 to 1855 code for a protein of 556 amino acids. The transcript is spliced from 12 exons. Gene Ontology annotation, cellular component: ribonucleoprotein complex; CRD-mediated mRNA stability complex; nucleus. NCBI's taxonomy places the organism in Eukaryota, Metazoa, Chordata, Actinopteri, Siluriformes, Ictaluridae.
GCCCCGCGUGAACACAGCCGCCAUUUUGGUGUCUGAUGAACAGGAGCCGCUGUUGUGCGGAGUCUUCAGACUCUCUCUCUCUUUUCUUUUUUAAUAUUUAACCAUAUUUCUCCCCUUUCCCCUCUGAAUUAAAUUCAUCUGACCAUCGCACCUUAUCGCCCAGCACCGCAGGAUUUGUGACGUCAUGGCAUCGGAUCACGUGAAUGGGAACGGCACUGAGGAGCCCAUGGACACAUCCUCCACCGCCACACACUCGGAGAACUUCGAGGCUUUACUACAGGCUGGGUUACCGCAGAAAGUCGCAGAGAAACUCGACGAGAUCUACAUCGCAGGCCUGGUAGCACACAGUGACCUGGAUGAGAGAGCUAUUGAAGCUCUGAAGGAGUUUAAUGAAGAAGGAGCGCUCCAGGUCCUGCAGCAGUUUAAAGAGAGCGACCUGUCUCACGUGCAAAAUAAAAGUGCCUUCCUGUGUGGUGUGAUGAAGACGUACAGGCAAAGAGAGAAACAAGGGACCAAAGUUACAGAAUCCAGCAAAGGACCAGACGAGACCAAAAUCAAAGCUCUACUCGAGAGAACCGGAUACACACUUGAUGUCACAACAGGUCAGAGGAAGUACGGAGGACCGCCACCAGAGUGUGUGUACACAGGCACUCAGCCCUCCAUCGGCACGGAGAUCUUCGUGGGGAAGAUCCCGCGGGAUCUGUUUGAGGAUGAGCUGGUGCCACUGUUUGAGAAGGCGGGGCAGAUUUGGGACCUGCGGCUGAUGAUGGACCCCCUGAGUGGUCUGAACCGAGGAUACGCCUUCAUCACCUUCUGCGAUAAAGACGCUGCACAGGAGGCCGUAAAGCUGUAUAACAAUCGUGAGAUCCGCCCAGGGAAACACAUCGGCGUGUGUAUAUCGGUGGCCAACAACCGCCUUUUUGUGGGUUCCAUCCCCAAGAGCAAGACAAAAGAGCAGAUCCUGGAGGAAUUCUCCAAAGUCACAGAGGGUCUGAACGACGUGAUCCUGUAUACCCAGCCGGACGACAAGAAGAAGAACCGCGGGUUCUGUUUCCUGGAGUACGAGGACCAUAAGUCUGCGGCUCAGGCUCGGCGGAGGCUGAUGAGCGGGAAGGUGAAGGUGUGGGGUACGCUGGUGACGGUGGAGUGGGCCGACCCUAUCGAGGACCCCGACCCUGAGAUCAUGGCCAAGGUGAAGGUGCUGUUUGUGAGGAACCUGGCGAACAGCGUGACGGAGGACAUCCUGGAGAAGACGUUCGGUCAGUUUGGGAAGCUGGAGCGGGUGAAGAAGCUGAAGGACUACGCCUUCGUUCACUUUGAAGAGCGGGACGGUGCCGUGAAGGCGCUGGAGGAGAUGAACGGGAAGGAGCUGGAGGGUGAAACUGUAGAGAUUGUGUUUGCGAAGCCACCUGAUCAGAAGAGGAAAGAACGCAAAGCACAGAGACAAGCGGCCAAAACACAAAUGUAUGACGACUAUUACUACUACGGCCCCCCUCACGUACCUCCGCCCCCUCCCAGAGGGCGUGGCAGGGGCGGAGCCCGAGGCGGCUAUUCGUACCCCCCAGAUUAUUACGGUUAUGAAGAUUACUAUGACUACUACGGAUAUGACUACCACGGUUACCGUGGUGGCUACGAAGAGCCCUACUAUGGCUACGAUGAGUUCCAGGGGCGGAGCCAGCGUGGACCGAGAGGCGGACCCAGAGGGGGACGUGGGGCGGGGCCUCCACGUGGCAGGGCCGGGUUUCCCCAGCGUGGAGGCGCAGGAGCUGCUGGAGGAGGCGGCGCAAGGAGGAGAGGAGGCGGGGUUCGAGGGCAGGGAAAAGGCCUCGAGAGCGGCGCUGACAAUCCCCUCUGAGUGAAGAGCGGCUCGUUAAAGCGCAGCUUCCUCUCAGACGACGCCGGAGGACACGGCGGUAAGAUGCACUUCCUGCCGUCCAAGUCCUACUUCCUGCCUUACAGGACACUAAAUAACCCUGCCACCUACACACUCCAUGAGCCAUGAGUUCACUUUAACUCUUCCUGUGUCUGAAACAGUGCCCUGUACACUACACCCUGCACACCAUGUGCACUAUCAACACUGCCCUGUGCGCGUGUCCCAAACCACACACUCUAUACACUAUAUAGGCCACUGUGGCGUGUCCCAAACCACACACCCUACACACUUUAUAGGCCACUGUGGCUUGUCCCAAACCACACACCUUACACACUUUAUAGGCCACUGUGGCGUGUCCCAAACCACACACCCUACACACUAUAUGGAUCACCAUCAGUCCAUGGGUAGGUUUGUCCCAAACCACCUGCCCUAUGCACUAUAUAGGCUUCCAUUAGUCCACUGUGGGCGUGCCCCAAACCACACACCCUACACACUAUAUAAGGGACGUUAUGUUUAAUGGCCACAGUGCAUUAUGGGUAUUUUAUAUACACUGUGUGAACACUAAGCUGUUUUAAUGUUUUGUGGGUAGUGCACUAUGUAGUGAGCAGGGUGCUGUUUCGGACAUGGUUGUGUUUAAUUGCCCCAAAGAGCUGAGCUGAGGUUUAUCUCAUUCUGUAAAUAAAUCUUUUGCACUAUGUAUGUUUUUUUUUCUGUUUAAAAAAAAAAAAAAAAAAAAUUAUAUAAUACAAAUAAUUUGUUUACUGCAGAUCUGUUAGUGCCCUAGAUAGAACCUGUGCACUAUAGUCUAUCAAAACAUUAAAAUGAAAACGUGUGAACAGAUCACUUGAGAAGUGAUGAGAGGAGUUUUACACACACAUCGUGAGUGUGUGAGAGAGAGAGAGAGAGUUCUAUCUGUGGCUCUGAUGUGGAGGUCUGCACUCUAAAGGCAUAAUGUGGUUUUUUUUGUGUUUUUUUUUUUUUUUUAAUUUUUUUUAUUUUUAAUAUUCUAAUAUUGUUUAAUGUCUUAGGUGGCCUAAGCGUUUGUGAAGUGGUUCUGUUGAGAACCUGAUUUUGUGUUUGUGAUGAAUUGUGUAAAGUUUUUUAUUUUUAUCUACCUCAGUGUGGAGGUCAUGUACAGACACUUUACUGAGCACACGGGGCUUUUCUACCGUUUUGUAAUCGUUAUUUAUGCACUGGGACGACGGCCUGCCAUCUGUCUGCUGUAUUAUAGUUCUGUUAGAACGCCAUCGUCUCCUGCCCCAGCGUGCGUGUGCGUGUGCGUGUGCGUGUGUGUGUGCGUGUGUGUGUGUGUGUGAGAGAGAGAGAAACUCGGACGUCGAGUCUAAACACGCCUGGCCUUGGUCUCCUCUCGGAGCGUGUUUGUAUUAUAGUCAUAUUUUUGGAUAAAGCUUUAGUGUCAGGUUUGUCAUACACAAACUGAGUAGUAACUUUUUUUUUUUCUUUUUCUUUUUUUUUUUUUUUAACACAAUGACUUCCUGUUUUUGUUUGUUUGUUUAGCAGGGUGCUUAAAUAGACAUGCACAACCGGCACUAGGUUACAGGGUAAGUUCAGCAUCAGGACAUGCACUGAGUGAUCACCUGGUGACACUAGGGGGCAGUAGAGUGCUCACCUUCCCCAGCACCUUAAACAUCAUUAACACUAGCCUGGUUACUAAUCAUUCUACUCCUUACACACUUCCAUCAGCAGACAGGAAGUGAUGUGCGUAACCAGGAAGUUCACUGUGUGUGAUGUCACUAUGCUGGAUUUACUUACAGUUGCCUCUUUUUUAUUUCGUCUUUAAUAAAUCUACAGCCAUGUCGAUUCUGGGGUGUGUUAGUGUAGCAUUGUUAGCGCACAUGCUAGUGUGUUCCAGGUUUAACAGGGUGAAACAGGAAAGUAUGCCAACUUCCUGUCAGACUGAUUUUAUUUUACUGUCUUUAUUAUUUAAUUUUUUUUAAGGAUGUCACAAAUUUGAAAUCAACUGUUGACUCUUGGUGCUUUUUUGUUUUGUUUUUUAAAAAAAGUGUUUUUUUUUUUGUUUUGUUUUGUUUUUUUAUACCUUAUGGCAAAUAAAAUGUUUUAUACAGGAAAA